CACCAGAGAAGGGUGUACACACAGGCCGUGUAAAACUUUCGGAGCAGCUCAGUUGUCAUUUUUCACUAACCCCUCGCUGUCUCGCUAAAAUUCCCCUGUGCCUGGAUUUGCCUCAAAAUGAAACUGUUCGGCGGCUUGUUGAUUCUCUGCAUGUCCCUGGCCGUGGGGACAGGCACUGAAGAGACAAUUCAGGACAACGCAGCCCAUCCAUCAGCAGUGCCCGAGGAAGCCUCUUUUUCAGAUUGGGGUAUUGGGACCAUCCGGGAUGGCUUUGAGACUGUGAAUGCCUAUUUAGACUACGUAUCAGAGCUGCUAGGAGGGAAGAACGGCGUCUGCCAGUACCGGUGUAGAUAUGGUAAGCUCCUCUUCUUUCACUUCUAUUUAGCACAUGUUUCAUUCCAGUUAGUGAUAGCCUGGGCAAACUCAAACCUAUAUCAGCUUCUCAAUAGUUGACCAGAAUAUUGCUUUCUAUAUAAGAGGCCUGCUGGAUGAGUCCAUAGGUCCAGCCAGGGAUGGAUCUGCUCUGAAAGUAAUGAAGAUUAAGCUUCAGGGCCCAUAAUCCUGGACUGGCCCCAGAAGCGACUUUAGUCCACAAUGCUUUUUUAAAAAAAUGGUUCUAGUAGAUGCAAAUUGAGUCACAUGACUCAAAUUGAUUAUUUUGUUGUUGCUGCAUGUAUUUCAAUAACCCCAAAGUUUGAGAGUCAAUAGCACAGAUGUUGUAAAGGGGAACAGCCCCGCUGAAGAACGUAACAGUGGUUAGUUCAUUGCUGGUUGCAAAGGGGCCCCCCAUAACAAUUCAAGUUUCAGGGCUCCCAAAAUGUCCUGCACCCUGUUCUCACAGUGACCAACCAGAUGCCUGUGGCAACCCUGCAAGCAGGACCUGAGCACAGCAACUCUUGUGGCUGGUAUACUUGGAGGUAGAGCAUAGCCAUCUUGUUGUCAUUUUUUUAUUAUGGUUGAUGAACUUGCACACUUUGGCUAGGCGUAUUUGUUAAUCUGGGCUACAUACUGCUUGAAGUUUCCAAGCCAUCAUCGUUAACAUAGUUUAUGUAAUCCUCAUUUCACCUAUUUAGAAUGGAUAAAUAUAUCCUUUUACUUUUCCCUGAACCAGGCAACAGAUACUUCAAAAUUCAGACCUGGACUAGGGCAGCCUUUGCCAAUCUGCUGUCCUUCAGAUGUUUAAGACAACAACUCCCAUCACAGACCCUCCAAGUGUCCUUAAUUUCCAGGGUUGCCCCGAUUUAGAGAAUCCAUCCCAGUUUCUGAUUUGAUCCUAGAAUGUCCUGCUUUUCCUUACAAUGUCCCUAUUUUCACUGGAGAAAUGUUGGGGGUAUGGAGUCAGCCAACCCCCAAGGUGCCUGAAGGCAAUCCUGUAUUGGGAAGGGGUUUUUUUUAAUGUUUAAUGUUUUCUUAUGUUUUUAUAUCUGUUGGAAGCUGCUCAGAGUGGCUGGGGCAACCCGGUAAGAUGUGUGGGGUAUAUGUUGGAGGAUAUGCCAUCAUCCCCAUCCAUCCAAAAUAUCUGAAGGGCAACAGGUUGAUGAAGACUGGACUUCGAGAAUCAGGAUUUCAGGUGCUGGGUUAGAAAUUGCUUGCACCAGCUAGUGCUACAUGGGCAGUUUCCAUCUGCAUGCAGCUUCUGGAACUGUGCAUGUGGUUUGUGUCACGAGAUAGGAAGCCUUAAGCAAAACAGUCAAGACUGCUGGUUUGGCCAGCUCGGAUUUCUUCUUUAGGAGUAGAAACACUAAACAUUUGCUGUCUAGAAUGGUUUGGGGAUAGUGAAGAACAUCCACAAUCUCUUUGGAGGCCAAAAACUUUGUUUUUUCUUGUUUUGUUGAGACUAACAAGUUACAACCAUACAUUUUGCUUUUAUGGUGCCUCCCACACUCCAUUAACCUCUGAAAUUGGUACCAAUGGAGUCCCCAGGAGCUGUUAAUCAAUUCGCUGCUCAUUUCUUUCCCCAGAGUGGACGGUUGUUAUUCACCUUGAUUUUUCUUUUCUGGGUCACAAAAACUCCUCAAGGCUUUGCAUCUUAAAAAACAACAACAAGCAGACUGAGUAUUUCUGUAAUAUGUGCAGCUGCCCAGUGCUACCGAUGGUUUGGGUUCAAUUCACACAUUACAGUGGUACCUUGGUUCUCAGACUUAAUCUGUUCCAGAAGUCUGUUCCAAAACCAAAGUGUUCCAAAACCAAGGCAUGCUUUCCCAUAGAAAGUAAUGCAAAACAGAUUAAUCCGUCCCAGACUUUUAAAAAAAAACCCUAAAACAGCAAUUUAACAUGAAUUUUACUAUCUAAUGAGACCAUUGAUCCACAAAAUGAAAGCAAUAAUCAAUGUACUGUACUAUAAAAUAAAUAAAACAGUAUUGUAGAUGAUAAAAAUUAAAAUUAAUUUUCUUUCUUACCUGCACAGAUGAUAGUCAUUGUUUGCAUAGGGGGCUUUUAUCCAUUUCUGCAGUCACACAAUCAAUCAAUCAAUCAGUAGCUGAACUGGGAUCCACACAGUCACAAAAACAGAUUAACUGAAAAAGCCUCAAAAACAAAAAGGCAAAAUAAAUAGCAAAAACAAAAGCACCAAAUAUAAGCUCCUAAUAUCACCUUAGAACACUGCAAUCAAGCCUGGGAGGCUUGAAUUACAAUGGGGAGGGUGCAAAUUAGCAGCGCAACAGGGAACACAGGGGGACUCAAAACGGAGCACGUUCGGCUUCUGAAAAAAGUUUGAAAACCGGAAUACCUACUUCCGGUUUUGCAGUGUUUGGGUUCCAAGUUGUUCGUGAACUAAGCUGUUCGAAAACCGAGGUACCACUGUACAUUUUAAUGCAAUGCAAACAAGUAUGCUCAUCAAAGAUUCAGCUGUUCAUCAGGUGUACAUUCAACUGCAAACCUGGGUUAACAGCCAUGUCAUGUGUGGGACAUCCUUGAAGAACGCAAGAAGAGGCCUGCUGGAUGAGGCCCCAGGCCCAUCUAGUCCAGCCUCCUGUUCUCACAGCCAACCAGGUGCCCACAAGACAGGAUCACACAAUGCUCUCCCUUGGCUCAUCCACCAAGGGGAUGGGGGACCGGUGCCAGUAAAAGAAGGGAUGGAUUUAUCCUGUUAUGAUAUGGCAUCUGACAUGUCAUCGAGGGUUAGGGCAUCUUGCCAUUCAUUUGUUCUUGGAAUGCUGACAGCUAGGUUGGCAACCAGCGAAAGUUUGAAGAACUUUCUGUCCGUAUCUGAAGUACAGGGGCUUCCACAGACUAUUUGGCUCCUGGAGAGUAAAUAAUGCAGUACCUCAGACCACUCUUCCACCCCCCACCACUCUGACGGGCAACAAAGAGAGAAUAAUUCCUAUAUUUUCAGGGUAUGAGUGUCAUUGCUUAUGCAACCAAAAGGCAUCACACAGAGACACACACACGAGGGGAAUAUUUACAAGUUUGGGGGAGUCCCAAGUUUUUAGAAGGUACAAAAACCCUGAGAUGGAAAUGCAUUGUGUUUCUUGGCCUAGCUGCAUUUCCAUUGAAUACAUGAACUGGAUCAUACAGAGAACAAGGAACCCACAGUAUUGGGUUGUUGGCAUGCAAUGCUACUUAUGGGAGAUACAUAUUUGCUCAUUGACUGUUGACAUCUUUUGAAAUACUACAUUUUACAUCAGAUAAAAUAAAAAACAAGAUGUCAACACUUGAAUUUUGACAGGAAACGCCCUUUCAAAAUGAGUAUUUCAAUUCUGAAUGUGAAAUGGAUGUUUUACAUGUUGAGUACUGGAAUUAACCACUUUGCUAGAUUUUUAAAAACACCUUUGCAAAAUUAAAUUUUAAUUGCAAUUCUAGUCUGUUGUAAAUAGCAUGAAAUAAAGGAUAUGGAUAUGUAUAGAUAUGAAUGACUUCAACUUUAUAUUAUGAAACUUGUUUGGCAACAGACUAUGGGGGACACUUGGAAUAGUGCCAGUCAGGGGACUCAAAUAUCCAUCAACGAGGGCAGGGCCCAAUCCUGCUUGUUGUAGCAGUGACAUCACUCAGUACCCUCUACUGUGCAGCAGCACUUCUGUACAGGGGCAAAGCUUGGCUCCUAUCUAUGGCGGCCGCCUGCCAUCUUACAUCACCCAGAUGCAAUGCCCUGGCCAUUAGAUCAAUGAAUACUAGAGGUUUCAUUGACCUAUGGGCCAGGGACUUACAUCUUGGGCCACUUAAAAGAUCAGGUGGCUACCAUAGAUGGAUUCAAGUUUCACCACCGCCUGGUGCUAAAGGGCCCUUCCAGCCCCCUGGGGCCUUCAGCUGUUGCUUCUAGUCCUGUUCCCAAGGAUGCCCAACUAAAUUGAUUCCUUGCUCUUUGGCAAAGCCAAGCCAGUCCUUUCCUGAUGCUCACCAGCCCUGCAAUAAGCUUUGUACAAAGUCCUCCUUCCCAAGGCUGUCACAUCUAGAACUAUUAAUGCUUUCUUUGGGUGUGUUAUCCACUUGUCUUACAGGGAAAGCACCAAUGGCCAGGCCAGAUUACAAGUCUCCAGAACCCAAUGGCUGCAGCUCCUAUUUCCUGGGUCUCAAGGUACCCGAAAGUGUAUGUACUGCUAACAUCUCAUUACCCAGUGAAAUGAUUUACUAACCACACUUGCCUUUUCAGGCAGGAUUGUGAUUGCUUGGUGCUUUUUGUCCCUUGAUCUGUCCACGCUCUCCAAAUGGGAAGAGUGUCCCGCUCAGUGUUUGCCCAGACAGCCACUCUCAUCCUGAUGUCAAGUGCAAGCUGUCUGCCUUGUGUGUGCCAGAGGUGACGGCUGGCUGCUGAUGGCAAACAAAGUGAUCACGUCUCAACUGACUGCUACCCGUAUAAUUUACUGUUUGAUUGGCCAGUCACCCGAGCAUUUAGCUUCCAACUGUUGGUGGCUGCUGUGGUGAACAAAUAAAUCCUCUGGAUGGGGACUGCAUAAAUGGAUGCAGGAUUCACGACUCCAAUUAUCUUCAUAAUUACAGAAAGGCAAAAAUGAAAGAAAGCGGGAUCUGUAAUAAAAACGAGUGGAAAAGCACUCCAAAGAGCUGACAUGGUACCUGGAUGUGGACCAGAUUGGAAUGCAUGAGUUGUAACUGAUGGGCUUUGGUCCUAAAUGCCAACUGGCACCAUCGCCUCAGAGGGACUCAGCAUCUGGCAGUUUGAGGCUGAUGGGCAAUAUCUUUUUCUUUUCUUCUUCUUUGGCAAUCACUCGUAGCCGAUUAAGAUUGUCUUCCAUAAACAGGAUUUUAACAGUGGGUUUGUAAGUGACUGUGGAGGCCAAUUCUGGAUCCACACGUCCUUCCACAGUGGGGACAUAGGCUUCCAGGUGGGAGUUGGUCAUGGUGAGGGUUUGCCAAACGUGCCUUCCUCUUAGCACGUUUCUCCCUUUCGUUCGAGUGUUUUGAGUUCGAGUGUCUUCAAAGCCCAUGACACCUUUGGUGAAGGCUGUUCUCCAAUUGGAGCACUCUCAGGCCAGUGUUUCCCAGUUGUCAGUUUUUCUACCACAUUUUUAAAGAUUUGCCUUGAGAGAGUCUUUAAACCUCUUUUGUUGACCACCAGCAUUAAACUUUGCAUUUUUAAGUUUGGAAUAGAGUACUUGCUUUGGAAGACGAUAAUCAGGCAUCCGCACAACAUGACCAGUCCAACGAAGUUGAUGUUGAAGAACCCUAUAUAAAUGACAGUGUCCCCUUGUUCUGUAAACGUGAGUUGCUCCUGGUCAGUGGAAGCCUCGCCAUACAUGGCUUGAUGUUUCCUUGGAGAAGAUUCGUCCUUCUUUGAUGCUGGUCAGCAAAUGAAAUAUAUUUCACUGUGUUCAGGGUGUUACCUGACCAAGAAAAGAAAUAUGUGUGGUUCAUUGACAUAUUCAGGUCAUCUGUGGCGAAGGUGGAUGAUGACAAGCCUGUUCUUGUAUUAACUGCCAUAUCUGUAGUCAAAAGCCAUGGGCAACCACAUGUUAGGACAGCCUUCCCCAACCUGGUGCCCUCCAGAUGGUUUGGACCACAGCUCCCAUCAGCCUUGACCAGAGGCUGAUUUAAGACAAAGGUAACCAACAAGGUGCCAGGUUCAAUCCCCGGCAUCUCCCGCUACGUCUGGGAGAGACCCCUUCCUGAAACCUUGGAGAGCUCCUGCCAGUCAUUGUGGGCACUGCUGAGCUUAGUGGACCAAUGGUCUGAUUUGGUAUGAGGCCGCUUCCAAUGUUACUCCUUUGAGGGGAAUUGGGAGCCUACAAAAUCUGAAGGACACCAUGUUAGCUCUGCUCAAGGAACUAUGGCAUUGUUUCCCAAGACAAGUGACAUGGUAAUUUGAUAGGCAUAAAGGUAAAGGUAAAGGGACUCCUGACCAUUAGGUUCAGUUGUGACCGACUCUGGGGUUGCGGCACUCAUCUCACUUUAUUGGCCAAGGGAGCUGGUGUACAGCUUCCAGGUCACGUGGCCAGCAUGACUAAGUCGCUUCUGGAGAACCAGAGCAGCGCACGGAAACGCCGUUUGCCUUCCCGCCGGAGCGGUACCUAUUUAUCUAUUUGCACUUUGACGUGCUUUUGAACUGCUAGGUUGGCAGGAGCAGGGACCGAGCAACGGGAGCUCACCCCGUCGCGGGGAUUCGAACUGCCGACCUUCUGAUCGGCAAGUCCUAGACUCUGUGGUUUAGCUAUUGUUUAAUCUCACUGCAGCAUGUUUUUCUCAUCCUGUUGGUCUCCUAAGAACCAUCAGUAUCAGGCAGUUCAAUCCGUUGCAGCUAAUCCAUGCAAAAUUAAAUUUUAUAAACAGCAUUCAGAGAAGAAAUAUGAGGGGAGGGAGGGAAGCAAUGUUGUGUGUCAGAGAAUCUUUUCUUCCCUCUCCUUUCAUGUACAGCUGGAUAUGGGUAUCCCUGCCAUGACUAAGUGUUGCAACCAGCUGGAUAUAUGCUAUGAUACCUGCGGGGCCAACAAAUACCGCUGUGAUGCCAAGUUUCGCUGGUGUUUGCAGUCCAUCUGCUCCGACCUCAAGCGCAGCCUUGGCUUCGUCUCCAAGGUGGCAGGUGAGUUUCCCACCCAGGGAUGCAUUAAGUGGAAGGAAGUGUAGCUCAGUGAUGGCUGACUUCCUAAGCAGUUGGUGGGAAUGAGGCAGUAGGGAGUGUCCUUUGAAGGGGUGAAACUUAAUUUUUUCAAGUUUCUUCAGUUUCAAAAACAUGUUUUUGGGUGUGAGGAAUUCAAAUCGGCUGUUAUUUUUGUGAUGGGACAACCUUUAGCUUGGUAAGUCUACGCUUGAUGAAGAAGCACAUAAACUGCUUUGGGAAAGCAAAAUAAUUUUAAUUUUACUUUCUGAAAAUGCCAGGUAAUGGUAUUUCAAAUUAUAUUUUAAUAAGCACCAAAGAUACUUGCUAGCACUUCAGACACCACACUUUUACAUAGCAUCAGCAGGAGCUAUUACAAAUGGAAAGUGGACCGGGCAAACAUAAGCUGCAUAACAUACAUUUAAAGCAGUAUGCUACCACUUUAAACAGCCAUGGCUUCGCCCAAAGAAUUCUGAGAGCUGUCAUUUGUUAAGGGUGCUGAGAGUUGUUAGGAGACCCCAGUUCCCCUCACAGAGCUACAAUUCUCAGAGUUGCCUAGGAAGAGGUGUUGAUGGUAAAACCACUUUGUGAACUGUAGCUCUAUGAAGGAAAUAGGAGGUCCUGUAAAAACUCUCAGUACCCUUAACAAACCACAGCUCCCAGAAUUCUUUUGGGGGAAGCCAUGGAUGGUUAAAGUAGUAGUGUAGUGCUUUAAAUGUAUGUUGUGAUGUGGCCAUAAACAUGUAGUCUGUGUCUGGCCCCAGGCAAAUGUUGGGUUCAUGAGCUGCCAAUUAGCUACCUCAGUGUAAGGAUAGGAAGAUGUGUCCAUGUUGGUUGUUUUUCCCCAUUUCUCCAGUCUUAAACUGGGUUACUCGUAUUUCUACAUAUGUUUUCAAUCCUUUCUUUUUUUUUAAAAAAAAGAAGUCUUCAGGCAUAUUUGUAUGCAUUUCUAUGUGCAGUUCUCCUCAUGCACACCUUGUCACAGUCAACUUUUUUUUUAGUUUAUUCAUUUUCGAGAGCAAUUUCCCCCAACAGAAGGCCUGUUACCUUCACUGUGAGUUUUUAUGCGCAGCUUUCAUUAAUAUUACAUUUUUGUACAUAUUCUUUGGCUGGAGAAAUGCAGUGCAAAAUCUGGUGACGGGCCAAUUUCCAAGAAGCAUUUCAGUAUUGUAGUGGGAGAAUUUGGGGAUUUAGCGUUAAAAUGCAAACUAAAUCAAUUUCUCCCCCUUCACUCCUCCCGUGUAGAUGAGCAGAUUUUCAGAAAGAUUCCCUAGGAAUCUUAAUAAGUGGGUUGGGGAGGGGGAGGAGUGGACUGCCUAAUGUGUGCUGCUUUGAAAAAUAUUGUUCCCACAGUGUCUAGCCUUUCUCUCCCCCCCCCCCCAUUUACCCCUCUCUGGUUCAGCUUCCAGCAAUUAGAUGGCCAAGGGGUCACUAAUUUAUUUUCCAAGUGUAACAAUUAAGAUAAAUGGGGAAGUUCAGAGCUGCUGAUGCAGACUCUCAGCAGAUUCUCUAAGACAGUUUCCCUCAUCAUUGGCUUCCUGUCUCAUUAGGAUGAUGGAACGUGUGUGGUUUUAGUACUUAUAGGUGUACACAACCUACUAGAAACCGAAGAAAAAAAUCAUGCCAGUUGCCCUGUAAAGAUUAUAUGCUGUGAGCAUCUUAGCGAUUCAUCACUUGCAUCAGGGAUGGGGAAUCUGCAGGUGUUGCUCAGUUUCAACCAUCCUUGACCAUUUCCCCCGCUGACCAUUCAAACCUUUCAGAUAUACCAGCUUCCCGUUUUCCUAGAUUUCCUCUGCACCAUGAGGAUCAAAACUUAUAUUAAACUGAAGUAAUGAAACUCCCCACUUAAUUAUGGGUCUUCCCCUUGCACUCCUAGAUCACAUCUUUGCCAGGGAUGCAGGAACCUUUAUUAUUAUUAUUAUUAUUAUUAUUAUUAUUAUUAUUAUUAUUAUACCGCCCUAUACCUGGAGGUCUCAGGGCAGUUCACAGAAUAAAAGCGAAAUAUAAAACUGCAAAAUACAUAAUCAAAAUAACAACAACACAAUAAUGCCCCCCCAAAAGCCACAAUUUAAAAGGGCAUAGAAUGUCAAUCAAAUCAACCAAAGGCCUAGUUAAAAAGGAACAUUUUUGCCUGGUGUAUAAUGAAGGCGCCAGGUGAACUUCUCUGGGGAGAGCAUUCCUCAGAUGGGAAGACACUGCAGAGAAGGCCCAUUCUUGUGUUGUCACCCUUCGGACCUCUUGAGGAGGCAGCACAUGCACACAAACCUGCUAUUUACUUAAAAAGAAGAAGGGUGAGAGAGUCUGAUUAUAAAUGUAGUAUCUUGUUUAGCUGUUAAUAAGAAAGGGAACAGUCAAGUAUAGUAGGGGUAUGGAACCUUUCUCCUACAGGCCAAAUUUGGCCUGCCAGACUUCUCCAUUUGGCAAGCUUUGGCAUUUGGGGCAAGCUACGCCCACCUGCCCUACACCUGAUGGGGAAGGCAAGGGCAGAGCUUGGCCAAAAGGGGCUUUGCAGGCACUUAGUGCCUGAAAAGCUCCCUGUGCAGUGCUUGCAAAGCACCCAACAACCAGAUGUUGAGCGCUUCAGAAACGCUACGCAAAGGGCUUUGCAAACCCUAUGAUUAAUGCUUGGCAAGCGCUGAGGGGAGAACUUGCAGAAUAGAAUACUUUGUGCAGCACUUCCCAACCAGCCUGACAACCUGCUUCCCAAGCGCUGGGCUUUGAAAUCUUGCUGAGUCCUAGGCACAGCACCCAGCUAUCAGGUGGCUGUUGGAUGUUUGGGUAGAACUGGGCACAGCACCAUCGUCAUGGGUCAACAAUGACAUGCGUCAAUAACCCAAUAUCAUCAUGACUUCAGAUGACUGACAAGUGAGUGGUUCCCCAUCACCACCUGGCAAAGUUGGCCCAAGAGGUUCAGGGGAGAUAAAGAUAUGGCCUUCUGGGCUGAAGGUUUCCCCACCCCUGGACUAUAGUGUGAUAUUCUAGUGAGCAUCCACAAAAUAGUCUUUGGCUGAGCACAAACAUGACAACGUUUUAUGGAAAGGUGAGGUAGAAAUCCUAGCAAUAAACAAAGAAAUUUGCAAUCCAAAUGACAGAACUGCUUAUCAGCUACACCAGACACAGGAAACUGGGAACUAUAGCUUACCCCCACAGACCUACAGUUCCCAGCAGCAUUCCUGGGGAUUUUUUUAGGGGAAACCAUGCACCUUAGAUGUAAGGGAUGUCUCCAUAGCCUAGCACUUCUCAGCUGGCAGUUCCAAUUAAGCUAAACCAGCUCCCCUUGGUAUGAUGGAUCAUGAAACUGUCUGUAUGACAAGCAGCUGCCUAUAGAGAAGCAGACCAAACCUCAGUAGGCACACAGUGGAAAUUGUUGGUUGGCCCUGACAUGCGCCUCUUUGUCCUCUGUUCCAGCAUGUGAAUCAGUAGCCGACGCCGUAUUUAAAACAGUCAGGACUCUGGGCUGCCGUCCUUUCAUGGACAGCCAAAGAAGCGCUUGCAUUUGUCAGGAGGAAGAACGGGAAGAGUUGUGAGGUGAGCGUCAAACUGCCUGACAGCGAUGGCUCUGGAUUCAUGCGCCCCUUUGCUUAGAAGCGGGUCCGGUCUCUACUCCCUACACAGGUGCAAUUUUUGGCAGCGGUUACAUUAGGGGAGCAGAUCAUUGCGAUCACUGCAAAUGCCUUAAUUGCAGCUUGAAGACUGGAACCGAUUGCCUUGGCCCGGCACCCUCGUCUGUUCCAUCUGACAACUUCUUUCACCUUCCCAAAGCAUCUGUUUGGCAUAAUGACAAACCUCAGUGAAGACCAACUGCGAUGUGUGUGUGUGUGUGUGUGUGUGUGUGUGUGAGCAUUCCAGAUGUGACAAAGGAUACAGAGAAAAUGUGACAUUGGCUAUGGUACAUUUCCGCAGCAAAUAUUCACACAGCCGACUGGCUGUUAUCACCAGACAUUUAAUGCUGCCAUAGUGGUGUAGAGCCAGUCAAGGGUCAUGAGAAUCCCAUUCUAUUGGAAAAACAGGUGCAGGGUUGCACCAGUAGUCCUGGAUCAUGGACUACUCAACAGCACACAGAAUGGCUGGUUCUGGGGAUUUCCCAAAAGACAAAAAAAGAGGGAAGAAUGACAAGAUCACAGUGUGGGUUUUGAAGUUACUCUUAAUUUUAUUUCCAUUAAGGCAUUGCUCCACUUAAAGAGAAGCAACAUACAUAUUGCUUAAUAACAAGAAACAAAGGUAUAUUGACUAUUUGAAAAGUUUAUUAUGGUAGGCCGUUGUAAAACUAACUUUUAUUAAAUAACAUAUAUAGUUCAAAAUAACAUCAGAGCUUGCCAGUAACAUUUACGAUGCACUCUUCUAGCUACAAAGGAUUACUAUUAUUUUACAACUUCGGGUGGCACAACUAUAUAUUUUUUUAGAACCAUCCUCAUUCUUCCAAAAUAUAACUCUUAGAUCCUCUGGGUUAUUUCUCUGUAAACACAAAUUGCCACUUGUCCCAAAUUGAACAUUUUUGAUAUUUUGCCUGUUGCCCUCUGAUAAAAUAACACCAUGAUUCCUUUUCUAAACAUAUCCUGCUGCACCUAAACAUAUGUUCUCUGGUUCUUGAUUAUCUGAAACUCUUGGAGCUGUUUUUAACACUGUUGAACUUGUCCAACCAUUUACAUUAUGAAUGCCUUACAGAAUUUACUCCUUUCAGUACAGUAUUUACUCUUUUCCAUGAUCCCAUAACUAAAUAAAUCCCCCCUCCCUAUUUAGGCUAUCCUGCGAUAAGUGUGUUGUCUCCCAAUAUUUCAUUCCUCUAUCUGGGUUGAUGUUUGGUAGGUCCAUCAGUUAGUUGUUGAGCUUUGCGGAAAUUCCCCCCAGACGUCAAUUCCACCUUUGAAAUCCCGGUAAUGGCAGCCCUACAUCAGUUUCCUAUACUGCCUUUUAUCAUUAUAUUUUAAAUUCCUAACAAUAGGUGUGCAUGAUGAGAGCAAUAUGAUCAAAACAUUACAAAACAUAAAUGCUCUGUUAUUUGGGAUGGAGAAUGGAGAUUCACACUAUAAGAAUGCUACAAUUAAUGAACUUCCUAGUAAUACACAGUUAGCAAGUUAAAACAUAUAGAAUUUUCAGCACCUAGUUCCGAAGCUUUUUUUUUUUUUUUUAGUGUAGAUUAUAUAGUUUGAACACAUGGUGCAUAUAUCUUACAUCGGUGCUGACAGUGAGCCUAUGCAAGGCAUUUGGCUACAACCAACAAAAUAUUUCUUAAUAAUCCUUACAAAAAGUAGAGAGAAGAUGCAGGAAGAGGACAAUGCAAAGGCCUUAAAGGGGAACAACACGAAUUCUGGACUUUCCUGGCCAGGGCUUGCCAAAGGCAUUUUCCUGCUUGUGUUGAAGGACAAAAGGGAGCCUUCACCCCCAUUCUAUAUAUUGACUGUAAGUUUAAUUUUACUACACCUGAAGGCAGCAUCUCACCUGAAGCUGCCCAUUCCCCAGCAUCUGCUGCAUGAGGCAGCUGCCCCCUUCUGCCGAAUGGUAGGACUGGCUCUGAUUCUAGCAUAAGUACUUUGUGGGCUAUAGAGAAAGAUGUUCCCCAACAGUAUCACCGAAGUCCACAAAAUUUAUUGAAUAGGAAAUAGAGACUAAGUUGGUAACCCUAUUCACACUUACUUUGGAGUAAGCACUAUUGGACAAGGUGGUACUUACUUCUGAGCAGACAGUAAUAGAGUUGCAUUGCAUUUCUUUUCACUGAAUCCAGUAACUUGAAUUAAUCCUAUGUCAUGCAGCCAUCUUUUACUGGGUGAGAUCUAUCACACUGACAUUUGGAUUGGUGUUCAUGAAUCUGUCGCUGUGAAGAGCUUCAACACCUUUCCAGACUGCAAAUUACUAUGCCACUGGUUCAUCUGGCUUUAGGAAAGAUUUUUCUAGGUCAUGAUGAUAUAGGAUCUCACCAUUUAAAUACUAUAAAGUGGUUCAAAACUCCUAGAUUUUGAACCACU
Podarcis lilfordi (Lilford's wall lizard) is the source of this 12948-nucleotide messenger RNA. The record is from the annotation of a GenBank genome assembly. NCBI's taxonomy places the organism in Eukaryota, Metazoa, Chordata, Lepidosauria, Squamata, Lacertidae.